This is a messenger RNA of Anolis sagrei ordinatus, 319 nucleotides long. The record is from RefSeq and is a predicted model, not a curated record. NCBI's taxonomy places the organism in Eukaryota, Metazoa, Chordata, Lepidosauria, Squamata, Anolidae.
AUGGUGGUGGGAGGGUCAUCUCGGCAUAUCUUCGAGAUCUUUGUAGCUAGGGUGCCCUGGACCACGGCAGCAAAUGACCUAAGGGAAUAUUUUGCUAAGUUUGGCACUGUGAGGAAAUGCUUAUUGCCAUUUGAUAAAGAAACGGGAUUCCACAAAAGUUUUUGCUGGGUUAGAUUUUCUACAGAAGAAGGCCUCAAAAAUGCCUUGCAGAAGGACUCGCAUAUUCUAGAAGGGGUUAAGCUUGAAGUUAAGCACCAAAGAAGUAGAGGUAUUCCAGGCCAACAUUCAGAACGAAGAAUUGGGAACAUCAGUUAAAGGA